AUGGCACCUUGUGAGUCUGUUGUUAAUCUUCCAGUUGGUUUUAAAUUUCGUCCGAGAGAUGAUCAACUAUUGGGAUAUUAUCUUCUUAACAAGGUUCGUGGCACAUCCUUUAUGUAUGACAAUGUUAUUCCAGAAAUGGAUCUUUAUGGUAAGAUAGAGCCAUGGGAUAUAUGGCAUGAAUAUGGUGGACACAACUUAGCCAAAAGUGAAGACCUUUAUUUCUUCACCAAAUUGAAGAGCCUGAGUGACAAGGACUCCCGCGUGGCUCGCACGAUAGGGUCCGGGACAUGGAAAGGUGAGAACUCAGGGACCACAGUCAGUGAUCCGAUGAAUGAGGAGAACGAUUUAGGUAUAUGGAAAAGGUUUCAUUAUGAAAACCCUAAAUCUGUUCAAGACGGUUGCUGGAUUAUGCACGAGUACAGCCUUCACCCUUCAUUGGUGAAGCCCAAACCAAACUCAACCGAUCAGUUUGUGCUGUGCCGGAUUCGAAAGAAUGACAAGGGGAAGAGAAAGUUGAUAACUGCAGAAGAGGAUAAUGAAACUGACAAACCAGUACAAUCUCAAAAUAAGAGGCAAAGGCCGCAACAAGUGACUAGCUUUGAGGAAUUUAUUGGUAAUUGCACUCCCAUGUCUGAGGCUACUGGAAUUGAUGGGAGUGUUUCAUACUUGCCAACUGGACUCACUCAAUCUCAGCCGGACAGCUCUUUUGCAACUGUGGUCUCUUCCCAAGCUAGGGAAAACUAUACUGAUGACGUCAGCCAAUUUCAUGGUGGCAGUGAUGGCGAUGCCCUAAUGAGCGAUUUCUCACAUUUGGACACCGCACCACCAUUCACGGAACAAGCCUUGGGAUCAGUUUGUAACCAAGAGAGGGCGUCAGAUGUUUAUGAGACUCAACAAGGCCUGGGCCUCAUUGACAAUAAUAUUGGACAUUGGCCUAAUCCAUUUGGUAGUGAAGAAGACCAAGUCAAUGUGCUCGACUUCUGGAUGGAUUAUGAUUUACUCAACCACUUGAUCGACUAUGAUGAUGAUAAUGAUGGUCCGCAGCAAUCUUCCACAGCACAGUUUAUGGGAAUGGGAAUGGAGAACACUUCUACAGCAAGUAGUGAAGCUAAUAUGGUCAUCAUAGAUUGA
Prunus dulcis (almond) is the source of this 1131-nucleotide messenger RNA. RefSeq names its product NAC domain-containing protein 71-like. Gene Ontology annotation, molecular function: DNA binding. The record is from RefSeq and is a predicted model, not a curated record. Bases 1 to 1131 code for a protein of 376 amino acids. The transcript has a single exon. Lineage: Eukaryota; Viridiplantae; Streptophyta; Magnoliopsida; Rosales; Rosaceae. Gene Ontology annotation, biological process: regulation of DNA-templated transcription.